Messenger RNA from Echinococcus granulosus, 1593 nucleotides. RefSeq names its product Eukaryotic translation initiation factor 5B. The transcript has 6 exons. Gene Ontology annotation, molecular function: GTP binding; translation initiation factor activity; GTPase activity. Bases 1 to 1593 code for a protein of 530 amino acids. NCBI's taxonomy places the organism in Eukaryota, Metazoa, Platyhelminthes, Cestoda, Cyclophyllidea, Taeniidae. The record is from RefSeq and is a predicted model, not a curated record.
AUGGCUGACUCCAUAUCAAGUGAUACUAAGAGUGCUGGUGAAGCCCCGCCAAAAGCCGCUCUAUCAAGAAGGAAUAAGAAGAGGGCAAUUAAGAAGGAGGCAAAGCCGACAAAAGAAGAAAUUAAAAAGGAAAGGGUUUCGAAGAGGUUAGAUGCUAUCAAAGAACAAAUAACACGACAGCGAGAAGAGGAAGAGCGGCUCCGAAGGGAGGCCGAGGAAGAGGAGCGUCGUUUUCGGGAGGAGAAGCUUAAACUCGAGGAACAGCGACGUCUAGAGGCCGAGAGGCGUGAGCGUCGGAAACAGAAGGAAAAGGAGCGAAAGCAAAGGCUUAAGGAUGAGGGGAAGCUUUUGACAGAUAAGGAAAAGGAAAACAGGAGAAAGGUUAUGGAACUUGCUCAAGCUCGGGGUUUGGAUCUUGCUGCAACUAAAAAUGAUUUAAAAAACCGAACCUACUCCAGAAAAAAGAAGCGUCCACCAGUUCAAAUGGAGCAAUCUGCUUCGCACCGACCUGAUGUUGAAGAGGAAGUAAAAGUCGAACCUUUUGAAGAACCCAGUGAUGGUGUUCUCGAUUGGGAAGACCUUGCUGCAGAUCUUGUCGCCUCGGAAAAUGGUGCAUGUGAAAAAGCAUCCGUUUUGUCUGAAGAUGAACUUCAUGAUGUAGUUGGCGAGGUUGGGAAUUCUCCCUCCCCUCCCGUUUUGGAGCUCAAUCAAGUAACCGACCAGUCAGAAGCGUUUCAAAUAUCUGAAAGUCAGCUCACUGAAGAAGAGAAACGUAGUCUCAUAGAACAGGUGAAGAUAAGGCUUCAGCAACAAUAUGCACAAAAUGAUGAGCCUGGUUCUGAAAGAACACUCAGAUCAGGUGUUAUAUGUGUCUUGGGUCACGUCGAUACUGGCAAAACAAAGAUUCUUGAUAAAUUACGCAACACAAACGUGCAAGAUCGGGAAGCUGGGGGCAUUACGCAACAAAUAGGUGCCACAAAUGUGCCAAGAGAAAACAUUAUUCGUUCGACUCAAAUGUGUAAAUAUUUCACAGGAGAUGAUUUAAAAAUGCCCGGUUUGUUGAUAAUUGAUACUCCAGGUCACGAGUCAUUCACGAACUUACGAGUUCGUGGUUCGUCAUUGUGCGAUUUUGCAAUUCUUGUGGUCGAUAUAAUGCAUGGUAUAGAAGAGCAAACGAAAGAAUCCAUUCGGAUUCUCUUGAGCCGUAAAACACCUUUCGUUGUAGCACUUAACAAAAUUGAUCGGCUAUAUCAGUGGAGGAGUUACCCGAAUCUUCCUGUCAAGGAGGUCGUUCAACAUUUUGCGCUGAUGGAAUUAAAUGUUAAACUGUUUUACGAGAAUACAAAUCCUAGUGAAUUCAUCAGCAUGGUACCCACAUCUGCUCAUUCUGGUGAUGGAAUGGGUGAUCUUUUAGCCUUUAUGUGCAAAGAAAUACAACGUAGGUUGUAUAAACGCUUAACUUUCUCCGAGGAACUCAAAGCAUCGGUUAUGGAGUAUCCUAAAUAUGCUUUUCCUCCUAAGUAUUUUUUAACCAAUCAAUCAAACAAUUUACUGCCCAAACUUGCUGGCAUCUUGAGCUACCUUUUUAAGUGA